AUGCCUACAAGAAAGAAAACAUCGAUGUUCUUACUGAGCUUUCUCACAAGCUUAGGGUCUCUCGUCGUAAUUUGCUGUAUUCUUGGGACACAAGCUUGGGUCACUAGCACAAUUGCCAUUAGAGACUUUGCUUCGAAUGGUAGCGUUACCAUCACCUACGGACUUUUUCGUGGUAAGAGCGCUCAAGAACUGAAUCAUGGACUUGCAGAAUUACCCAAAAAAUUUGAAGUUCUAGGAAUAUUGAACAAUUCUUCCCAGAAAACUCUGCAUCUGGUGGCUAUCCUGUUCCUGGCCCUCAGCUUGUUUACCUCGCUGCUGAGUUCUGGGUUUACCCUGUACAACAGCAUCAGCAACCCCUACCAGACGUUCCUGGGACCAGUGGGGGUGUACACCUGGAAUGCACUGGGCGCAUCCUUCAUUUUCGUGGCCAUGAUACUGUUUGUGGGGAACACAGAGUCCAAUCACCUCUCCGAAAAGUUGUCCCAGACGCUUUAUUCAACAGUCACCAAUGAAGGAACAACCCAUAGUUAUGGAUACUCAUUCUGGCUCAUACUGCUUGUCAUUCUCCUCAACAUUGUCACCGUGGUCAUCGUCAUUUUCUACCAGAAGGCCAGAUACCAGCAGAAGCAGGAGCAGAGAAAACCCAUGGAAUAUGCUCCGAGGGAUGGAAUUUUAUUCUGAAUUUAGUUUCAUGUCACUUUGGCAUUACAUCUACUCUAUUUUAUGUCAGCUGCCUGAGCAGUAACUGGCUGGCUUGUCUGGACAAUCAGCAUGGUAAAGGGACUGUCACUCAUGAUAACUUUUGUAUUUCAUGAAAAGGAUUUUUUCCAUGUCAGGCAGGGUUGGGAGAUGAAUGGGAAAGGUCGCCAGUCUAUGUAGUGUUCUGAGCAGUAGAAUGACUAUCAGCCUAUGGACCCUUCCCACGUAGUCUCGCUAUCUG
Galeopterus variegatus (Sunda flying lemur) is the source of this 940-nucleotide messenger RNA. RefSeq names its product clarin 3 (gene CLRN3). Lineage: Eukaryota; Metazoa; Chordata; Mammalia; Dermoptera; Cynocephalidae. The record is from RefSeq and is a predicted model, not a curated record. The coding region runs from base 1 to 681 and encodes 226 amino acids. The transcript is spliced from 3 exons.